CUCUUUCUUCAGAUAACCGAAUUUAGCCAGCCAAACAGGAUCGACCUCUCUCUUUCUCUCCGUCAGCCCUGCAGCCACAGGCGCGCAAGCCCGUGGAAAGGCAUGUCACAGCUGAAAGAAAACCAACCCUCCCCGAUCUGCGUGGAAAGCAAGCACGGCGGCGACCAUUUUCCAGCUUGACGCACGGGCUUCUUUAUUCGCAAUCCCGAUAGGAAUCGGGGUGACCUCUGGGCUGUGCGGCUCUUUUAUUUUUUUUAAAUUACCUUAUAUAUUAACCAUGAUUCCAAGUCCAGUCGUGGCUGCGUCCACCACGCCCUUUUCCGUAAAGGACAUCCUAAAGCUGGAGCUGCAGCAGCAGUCUCAGCAGCACCAACUUCAGCUGAUCUCCUGCUUCGGCCUCUCCGGCGCGCUGCCACAGCAGGGAGCCUUCCCGAACAAGGCGUUCGGCUCUCACUCGCCUCCCUCCUGCAUGCUGGCGGGCAGGGACAGCCCCAGUCCCAUCAGCUCCUGCCUGUCGGAGAGCGAUGAGAGGAUGUCUUACCUUAGCGCGCUGAGCGUCCAGGACCGACUGACUGAGUCCGGGCUGGCCGGGGAGGUGUUCGGAGACACGGCACAAAUUCACUCCGGAGACCCGCGCCUGGAGACCGAACAGGAGGAGCACGACAGCAAGAGCUGCUCCGCUUUGCGAGGCGACUGCGGGGAGGAUGCGGGGUCGGAGAAGGCCGCCGCCAAGCAGCAGAGGACCAGGAGGAAGCCCCGCGUCCUCUUCUCCCAGGCCCAGGUGUUCGAGCUGGAGCGACGCUUCAAGCAGCAGCGCUACCUGUCCGCGCCGGAGCGGGAGCACCUGGCCAGCUCCCUGAAACUCACCUCCACGCAGGUCAAGAUCUGGUUCCAGAACAGGAGGUACAAAUGCAAGAGACAGCGGCAGGACAAGACUCUGGAGAUGGCGGGCCACCAUCAUCACCACCACCAUCAUCAUCACCACCCGGCUCCGCCGCCGCCGCGGAGGGUGGCCGUGCCCGUCCUGGUCCGGGACGGCAGGCCUUGCCUGGCCGGAUCGCAGAACUACAACAGUCCUUACACAGUCGCAGCUCCGAGCCCUUACAGCUACAACUACCCGGCCUACAGCUACAAUAGCUCUGUGUACAGCAACAAUUACUCUUGCACGUACAGUUUACCCGCUCUCCCGCCGAGCAACAGCACUCCGAGUGCGUUCGUGAACAUGAAUUUGGGAAACGUGGGCGCGCAAGCGCAAAGCCAGGCUCCUCAGGGACCGGCGAUCCCAUCCUGCCAGGGAACUCUGCAGGGCAUCCGGGCAUGGUAGCAGGGACAGAGCUCAAUGGAUACCUGGAUGAACUCAAACAUGCAACUCAUUGUCAUGCAAACGCCUUGUACGUUGGCUUUAAGCAGGCGCAGCCUAUAUGAAGUAACCAUAAUACAGAUUGAGAUUUUUUUUAAAUAUUUAAAAUGCGUUUUCUCAGAUCUGCCUGGACUGUUGGCAACGAUCGAACGUGGAUGUAAAGUGAUUGAGAAAGGACAGAAAGCUGUGUGUUCAUUUAUGAAUUAGCAUUAGAUUUUUAGAUAUGAAAUCUGCCGUAAAAUGGAAGAAAUGGUGGAAGAGGUGGAAGAGGUCCGCUUCAAUGGGACAAAACCACAAGAUUCACCGCAAGCGCUGCUGAUCAGUGCGUAGGCUACUCACAAAGAAGUAUUAUGUUUGUUUUGUUUUUUUACUCGUGUACAGCUUUACUUGUGUUAGGACUGAACACCAUUUUUUGUUUGUCUUUUUACGAAUGAUAAUUAAAGUUCAUCACUUAUUCGACUUCAAUAAAACUUGCGAUUGACAGAAUUGGGUUUGCGAUCACGUGACUAAACCUGCGAGAGGGAACCAAAACCAGCCAA
Molecule: messenger RNA, 1899 nt
Organism: Fundulus heteroclitus (mummichog)
Lineage: Eukaryota; Metazoa; Chordata; Actinopteri; Cyprinodontiformes; Fundulidae
Gene: nkx2.3
Product: NK2 homeobox 3
Exons: 2
Coding region: 278-1324 (348 amino acids)
Biological process (GO): cell differentiation; regulation of transcription by RNA polymerase II
Cellular component (GO): nucleus
Molecular function (GO): DNA-binding transcription factor activity, RNA polymerase II-specific; RNA polymerase II cis-regulatory region sequence-specific DNA binding
Source: RefSeq, a predicted model, not a curated record